ACGUCGUUCAUAUUUUGGUGAGAGACCCGGAAGUGCGGAAGAAGGCGAACACCGAAACCAGAAAGGCUCAACUUUCACCGACUACUUUGGUUUUAUUUCACUUAUUUUUCGGCGGACUUUCCGUGAGAAUUUCGUCGUGUGUAUUCCGUAAAUCCCAGAGAACAGCGUCAAGAUGCCAGCCAUGGAAAAACAUCUCUUUAAUUUAAAGUUUGCUGCCAAAGAUCUCCAAAGAAAUUCCAAAAAAUGCGACAAAGAGGAAAAAAUAGAGAAGGCUAAAGUCAAGAAGGCCAUCCAGAAGGGGAAUACGGAAGUGGCAAGGAUCCAUGCAGAGAACGCCAUCAGACAGAAGAACCAGUCUGUGAACUUCCUGAGGAUGAGCGCUCGCGUAGACGCAGUGGCAGCGAGGGUCCAGACUGCCGUCACAAUGAACCAGGUCACAAAGUCUAUGGCUGGAGUGGUGAAGGGCAUGGAUGCCACUCUGAAGACUAUGAAUCUGGAAAAGAUUUCAUCCCUCAUGGACAAAUUUGAGCACCAGUUUGAAACUCUGGAUGUUCAGACAGCCCAGAUGGAGGACACCAUGAGCAGCUCAACAACUCUCACAACACCACAGAACCAAGUGGAUUCAUUGCUGCAUGAAAUGGCUGAUGAAGCAGGGUUGGACCUGAACAUGGAGCUCCCUCAAGGACAGACAGGAUCAGUGGGUACCAGCGUGGCCUCUGCAGAACAGGAUGAACUGUCUCAAAGGCUUGCCAAACUCCGAGAUCUCGUGUAAAGAAUACUGCGGUGGACUGGCACUGUGAUGCAGAGCUAUAAGACACCUGUACACUACCUGAAUAUUACUCCCAAACAUCUUUUAUUUACAUCUUGUCUUCUCUCCGACUUACGUCUCAUGCAUCUCUGUUAAGGAGCUACUGUAUCAUUGUUAUGUUUUUCCACAUGUAAAGGCCCUUGUUGGUUCUGUGUUCAUAACAUCACAACAAUUGUAAUUAUUCCUUGGCCAUCUUUUGAUUUACUAAAAGAUUUGCUCUUUAGGGAAAAUGUAUGUAUUUCUUAAAAUUAUAUAUAUUUACCAAUAGUGAAUCCAACAUUAUUGCUAAAUAAGUAUACUUCAGAACUCCAUAAAUACAAACACGCGACAGUUAGAACCCCGUUUCAUAUACUGGUGGUAAAUAAGCUUAAGAUUUUGGAUGGAAAAAAAUAUUAUUAUUAUUUUUUUGUUCAUACUGGCAUGAUUGCAGAUGUCAUUUAUGCAUUUUUCUCUUCAUGAUAUGGGAGUGUAAAAGCCUUUCCUCCUGACUGGUGAAUUGACUUCUUCAGUUGAUUUAUUGUAUUUUAUUUGUGAUUCAUAUCCUAAGAAGAUCCUGGACAAGUAGCCUGUGUGUUUGUCUGGUGAUCUUCAGUGUUUUCACUGAUCACUUGGGGAGGGCUGCAGUUUGGAAAUUAAACAGUAAGUGAAAAAUAAAAUUUUAUAAUAAUUGUA
Molecule: messenger RNA, 1480 nt
Organism: Stegastes partitus (bicolor damselfish)
Lineage: Eukaryota; Metazoa; Chordata; Actinopteri; Pomacentridae
Gene: chmp1b
Product: charged multivesicular body protein 1B
Exons: 8
Coding region: 173-772 (199 amino acids)
Biological process (GO): vacuolar transport
Source: RefSeq, a predicted model, not a curated record